Messenger RNA from Zeugodacus cucurbitae (melon fly), 1952 nucleotides. RefSeq names its product tryptophan--tRNA ligase, cytoplasmic (gene TrpRS). Gene Ontology annotation, molecular function: ATP binding; tryptophan-tRNA ligase activity. Lineage: Eukaryota; Metazoa; Arthropoda; Insecta; Diptera; Tephritidae. Bases 211 to 1503 code for a protein of 430 amino acids. The record is from RefSeq and is a predicted model, not a curated record. Gene Ontology annotation, biological process: tryptophanyl-tRNA aminoacylation. Gene Ontology annotation, cellular component: cytoplasm. The transcript has 5 exons.
AAACAGCUGUUUGCAUUGCCGCUGACGAAAUAUUUAUGUCCACAACCGUAAAACUCGUAAAUUUGUUGCUACUUUAAUUUGUGCAAAUUCAAGUUGAGUCGUUCGAUAAAUUAUUGGGCAUAUUUUCCACUUCCUGAACUAAUUUCGGUCGUUAAGAAAUCGUGUACACGUGUUAGAGCAAGCAAAUCUGUCCACCAAACACCACGAAAUAUGGAUAAGACUGAAUCUCCAGGUGUGGCUGAAGGUGUGGAUGCCCUCACAUUAAAUAACGUUAACGACGAGAAAUUGGACAAAGACAAGGUAGCGAACGGUGUGGAGGCUACCGAAAAUGAGGGCGACAUUGUUGAUCCAUGGAAUGUUACUAGCUCCACAGAUGAGGGCAUCGAUUAUGAUAAACUUAUAAAACGUUUUGGUUCGUCGAAAAUUGAUGAAGAAUUGAUAGCACGUUUUGAAAAGAUAACAGGCAACCCAGUUCACCAUUUUUUGCGACGUGGAAUUUUCUUCUCGCAUCGCGAUUUCCAUACAAUUUUAACUUUAAAAGAGCAGGGCAAACCAUUUUAUCUAUAUACAGGACGCGGUCCAAGUUCUGGCUCCUUGCAUAUAGGACAUUUGAUACCAUUCUAUAUGGCCAAAUGGCUGCAAGAAACAUUCGAUGUACCGCUGGUCAUACAAUUGACUGAUGACGAGAAAUCACUAUGGAAGGACCUCAAGGUCGAGGAAGCUAUAAAAUUGGCAUAUGAAAAUGCUAAAGAUAUAAUCGCAAUUGGUUUCGAUCCGGAGAAAACAUUCAUAUUUAAUGAUUUCGAGUUUAUUGGCAAAUGCCCAGCGAUGUAUCAGAAUAUGGUCCGCAUACAAAAAUGUGUGACAUUUAAUCAAGUGAAAGGCAUUUUCGGUUUUGGUGAUUCUGAUAUAAUUGGUAAAAUCAGUUUUCCUGCUGUACAAGCUGCUCCAGCACUUUCCAGCACGUUUCCAUUUUUAUUUACAAGCAAAAAGCCAGUACAUUGUCUCAUACCCUGUGCAAUCGAUCAGGAUCCAUAUUUUCGUAUGACACGUGAUGUGGCCCCACGUCUUGGCUUUCCAAAAUGUGCUCUGUUGCAUUCGAGCUUUUUCCCUGCGCUGCAAGGCGCAAAAUCGAAAAUGUCGGCCAGUGAUAACAAUUCAGCCGUCUUUCUCACGGAUACUCCAAAACAAAUCAAAAAUAAAAUCAAUAAAUAUGCAUUUUCUGGUGGACGUGCCACAGUUGAGGAACAUCGCAAAUUAGGCGGUAAUCCUGAUGUGGACGUCGCAUUCCAACUACUGAAAUUCUUCCUAGAAGACGACACUAGGUUGGAAGAAGUUGGGACUGCGUACAUAAAGGGAGAGUUACUAACGGGCGAAUUGAAAAAACUGGCUAUCGAAGUCGUCAGUCCCAUUGUAGAAGAACAUCAAAAAGUACGCAAGGCUUUAACUGAUGAGGCCGUAGCUAAGUUCUUCGAAAUUCGGCCUUUAAAAUUUGCGCAUUAAUAUUUGUGUGAGCAAUAAACCGCAUUUCGUAAAUUAUAUGACAAUUUAAUAUGUGAAAUUAUUGAAGUAUUAUGCUAUGCUUUGAAACGCGUUCUUAAUUUGGAGCACUAACUUCUUUGAAAACUGAAUGGGUAAUGUUUGUGCUUUUAGAUUUUGUAGUAAACAAAUGUAAUGUUGACCCAAUUACGACUUACAAACUGAUAUUUUAGAUAUCGAGUGUAUGUAUGCUUGAAAAAAACAAAAACAAAUAAUAAAAACUUUUGUUAAUAAUUUAAAUUAUUACGCGGCGGCAUUGUUCAAUAAUGCAGUAGUAAUUUGAAAUUUGAGAAGAACGUCUUCAAUUACAUGUUGUUUGCUAUUCAUAAGUAUACUUACAUACAUACAAUACAUAUAUACCCAGUGAAGUAAAAUACAAAUACAUACGAAACAAAUACAUACGAACAAAUACA